GGGCAUGUGCACCCCAAACCGGACUCAGGCAUCAUAGCCGGAUCCUGAACCAACCAAGUCCGAGUUUGCCUUUGACCCAUGAAUAAAACCCACUUAUUCGAAAUCGGCCUCCCAUUAUGCCGUAGACAGAUGGGCCUGGAUUAUCGCUGGUGCAUUCCUCUUUCCGGCUCGUAAAGGCCCAUUCCUUGUAAGAAGUGUCAAUUGUGUGCGCAGUCAAUUGUGUCCGCCGGACGGCAACGCUGGACAGUCUCGAGCACUCCUUUGUAAAUGAAGACUGGAUCUAAAAUGGUGUAGAGCACUGAAGAUUUGUUGGAGGCUUGGAGUCUGCGGAUAACUGAUUUCCCCCUUAUUUUCAGAUAACCGUCUACGGGCCUGUAAUGGCAGUUGUGGACACAUCUCCUUCUUUGGAGAUUUUAGUUAGAGGACCAGAUGGUUUCACUGUUUGGACCGGUCCUCCUUACAGCAAUGGUCAACCCGGCAUCAAGCUCGAAAGAAUCCCUUGCAGUAAUGCAAAGUUUAGUGAAGAUGGAUGCAAACUAAUGGUCAUGAAAUCUGACUCUGUAAUUAGCAUAUAUGAUUGCAAAAGCUCCAAAGAGCUAAGGUCCUUUGAAGUCCCCAACAUUCUUGGAGCCACUCUGUCCCCAAGUGGAACUUACCUUCAAACUUUCCAGAAAGCCUCAUCGCCACAGGAAAAGAAUGUGAUCUUAUGGAAGACGGAGACUGGAGAAUCCGUUUAUCAUCUGUUCCAGAAGAACAUGACGAAAACCACAUGGCCCUCAAUACGAUUUAGCUCUGAUGAAGCUGUUGCAUGUCGCAUGGCAACCAAUGAGAUACAAUUUUUUGACACGGGGGAUUUUUCUAAAGGAAUUGUGAAUCGGCUCAGGAUUCCUGGAGUUGCUGCUGUGGAGCUUUCGAAGAGUCCUGGAACCCAUGUGGCGGUGUUUGUUCCAGAAUCUAAGGGGAUCCCUGCCAGUGUCCAGAUAUUUGUUUGUGGAAAGGAUUCACAGAGUCAACCUGUUGCCCGAAGGAGUUUCUUCCGAUGUUCAACAGUGCAGCUGAAUUGGAACUCUGGUUCUACGGGGCUCCUAGUCGUAGUGCAAUCAGAUGUUGAUAAAACCAACCAGAGUUACUAUGGAGAAUCAAAGUUGAACUAUUUGACAACAGAUGGGACUCAUGAAGGAGUUGUACCACUAAGUAAAGAAGGGCCUGUCCAUGAUGUGCAAUGGUCAUGUUCUGGUUCAGAAUUUGCCGCUGUUUAUGGAUUUAUGCCUGCCAAGGCAACAGUGUUUGACAAGAAGUGUAAUCCUCUUCUUGAGCUCGGAACAGGCCCUUACAAUACAGUCAGAUGGAAUCCAAAAGGGAAGUUUCUAUGCUUGGCUGGCUUUGGAAACUUACCUGGUGAUAUGGCUUUUUGGGACUAUAUGGAGAAAAGGCAGCUUGGGACUACUAAGGCUGAAUGGUCAGUAACAAGUGAAUGGUCUCCCGAUGGUUGCUAUUUCAUGACUGCCACAACAGCUCCAAGACUACAAGUUGACAAUGGGAUUAAGAUUUUUCACCACAAUGGAUCAUUGUACUUCAAGCAGAUGUUUGACAAACUGUAUCAGGCUGAAUGGAAACCAGAAUCUCCAUAUAGCUUUGGCAAUAUUGCAGAACUUGUCAAGUCUGUUGAUUCUUUGAAGAUUGAAGAAAACAAAAAACAAGGACAAGGGUCAAAAUCCUCCAACCCCUCGGCAAAAUCUACCUCGGCUAACACUCCACAGAAACCUGCUGCAUACCGUCCACCUCAUGCUAAGACUGCAGAGGCCAUUCAGGCUGAGUUAUUUGGACGAGGCCCUACACAAGAAAUGAGCAAGAAUGCGUUGAAGAAUAUGAAAAAAAGGGAGAAACAAAAAGAGAAAAAAGCUGCUGAAGCUACCAGUGGUUCAUGAUUGAAGGAUUUCAAUUAAGCAUCGGUCUGUGACAUUACAUAGAGUUGAGUUCACCCCCUAGCAUUGCUUUCUUGAUGUGAUUGGGUUUUGAUUUUCUGACAACUGCCCCCUAGAUGUAAUGUUUCGUCCUAACGAUAAACUUUUCCAUGGCGAUGACAUUAAAUAUAGGAAUUUUGUAUGGAGAGUGAUUUUGUCCCUCUCCAAAUUGUUUAUGGCA
This is a messenger RNA of Rhododendron vialii, 2145 nucleotides long. Its product is annotated as eukaryotic translation initiation factor 2A. Gene Ontology annotation, cellular component: cytosolic small ribosomal subunit. The coding region runs from base 378 to 1928 and encodes 516 amino acids. Gene Ontology annotation, molecular function: ribosome binding; tRNA binding; protein binding. The transcript is spliced from 14 exons. Lineage: Eukaryota; Viridiplantae; Streptophyta; Magnoliopsida; Ericales; Ericaceae. Gene Ontology annotation, biological process: translational initiation. The record is from RefSeq and is a predicted model, not a curated record.